AACUCAGUUAACGUUUUUCUCUUAGGCUCGAAGGUUCUUAGCAUCCCAUCAUGAAGUUGCUGCUGAUCCUGGUUGUGCUUGCUGCUCUGACCGCCAGUUCUCUGGCUCUGAACGACGAUAUCUGUAAUCUUCCGCAUUCGCAAAGAGGCCUUUGCAGGGCAGCCUUGCGCAGAUGGUCUUACGAUGCGGCGAACAGGGUAUGCACAAGGUUCCUCUACGGCGGCUGCGGCGGCAACGCCAAUCGCUUCGAGUCCCAGCGGGAAUGUGAGGCAACCUGCAUGGAGUAAACUUGAGCAAUAAAUGAGUCAGUAAUACUGGUUAAAUGUGUGCAAUGUAUACCUUUGUGAUAGCC
Messenger RNA from Drosophila obscura, 352 nucleotides. RefSeq names its product kunitz-type serine protease inhibitor 2-like. Gene Ontology annotation, molecular function: serine-type endopeptidase inhibitor activity. Lineage: Eukaryota; Metazoa; Arthropoda; Insecta; Diptera; Drosophilidae. The transcript has 2 exons. The coding region runs from base 51 to 287 and encodes 78 amino acids. The record is from RefSeq and is a predicted model, not a curated record.